This is a messenger RNA of Homarus americanus (American lobster), 3303 nucleotides long. RefSeq names its product melanopsin-like. The record is from RefSeq and is a predicted model, not a curated record. The coding region runs from base 84 to 2582 and encodes 832 amino acids. Gene Ontology annotation, molecular function: G protein-coupled receptor activity. NCBI's taxonomy places the organism in Eukaryota, Metazoa, Arthropoda, Malacostraca, Decapoda, Nephropidae. Gene Ontology annotation, biological process: G protein-coupled receptor signaling pathway. The transcript has 8 exons. Gene Ontology annotation, cellular component: membrane.
AGGAGUCCGAGGCGCUCAAGGAUGGCCACAACGACACUCACCCCUGGAGUCUGCCCUGACCUGACCUGACCUGACUUCUCGUGAUGGCGGACAGAGUCCUUCUUUCCCGCCUCACAAUGUUCAUCCUGCACCUCUGGGCGGCCAUUGAGACCGCCUCCACAGCCACCAAGAACAGACCGGACGCCCUGGACGCCCACCACAGCCCCAAGAACUCCCUCACAAAUUUCUUCAAAAGGACCUUCGAUCGACCAGCCUUCGACGAUGACAAAAGCGGGGGGAGCGAGCUAGGUGUCGAUAUAAAAUACGAUUCCUAUGAUUCCGGUGUUAGUGAAGAGAGGCGAGGGGGUGCGUCUGGGACGGCCGACACCCUAGCGUUUGGUCUGUAUAAUGUUAGUAAAGCGGGUGAUGGUACAACUCCCCGCCAGAGACGUAAUGACACCAUAAACAAACAUGGAGACCAGAUUACUCCCAAGGCGGUCAUCUACUGUACUAAUAGUGUGGAGGAAAUUAUAAUUAAUGAAUCAAACACCUUAACUUCCAUUGACGUAAAGAGUUACGAUAACUUUACGAACGUUACUGAUGGUUAUAGUAAUAAUUCUUUCCUUGAAGAAAACGGGAUGAAAAAAAAAGGGAGUUACUAUGAUACAAGAAAUGAUGUCGGUACCAGCAGCUGGCCCUGUGGUGGCCUCCCCACCAUGUCCUCGGCCUGGACGUCAAUCAUCAAGGACAAGGCGCUGCUGUGCGUGGUGAACCAGCACUGGCUGGAGUACGACCCGCCCUCCCACACGAGUCAACUGGCCCUGGCGGUCGUCCAUGUGGUGGUGAUGGUGGUGGGCGUUGUAGGCAACGGCCUUGUUAUUUACCUCUUUAUCAGUUCCCGGGCUCUGAGAACACCCUCCAACCUGUUGAUCCUGAACCUGGCAAUGGGCGACUUCCUGCUGGUGGCGGUUCUCGGCGUCUACGUCUACAACUCACUCAAGGAGGCACCUGUCGCGGGCAAGCUAGGUUGUGAUUUCUACGGUUUCGUGAGCAGUCUGGGGGGUACAGCCUCCAUUAUGUCUCUGGCCGCCAUCUCCUUCGACCGCUAUCUUGUUAUUGCCUAUCCGCUGGACCCCUUCAAGAAAUUCUCAUACAGACAGGUGCUCAGCAUCAUCUUGGUCAGCUGGGUAUACUCCGGAAUCUUCUCUGUUAUUCCUCUCCUGGGCAUUGAGGGCAUCAAUUUUACUCCCGAAGGCUUCCUCACCACCUGCAGCUUCGACUACCUGUCAGAGGUGAUGGGGACGAGGGUGUAUAUCUUCUCCUUCUUCGUGGCGGCCUGGGUACUGCCCCUCACCAUCAUCUCCUUUAGUUACCUCUCCAUCGUCGGUACAGUGUCCAAGCAGGAGCGUCACUGUUACACCUGUCAGGGCACCUUCGCCAACUCCUUCAAGCAUCAGAGCAUCAAAAGAAAGAAAAACGUUGAGGUGAAACUAGCCAAGGUGGCGUCAGGAAUCAUCGGGCUGUGGGUGGUGGCGUGGACUCCCUACGCUGUGGUGGCGCUGCUGGGGAUCUUCAGCCAGAAGGCAAUCAUCACCCCCUUUGUGUCCAUGAUCCCCGCCCUCUUCUGCAAGACGGCCGCCUGUCUGGACCCCUACGUCUACGCUCUCUCCCACCCUCGCUUCAAGAACGAGUUGAGGAAGCGUAUGUUGCUGUGCCGCCCCAAGUUCCUGAACGGGCUGAGGAAUGUGGCCGCCCAGGGCUUCUCCGUCAGCACCUUCAGCGAGAUACGGGAGGAACGUGAGCUCUCUGAUGUCCAGGGCUGGGACACCAAUGACCCCUCCUUCAGUUCCCUGGGUCCACUCCUCCAGAAGAAUGUCUCCUACUCCAGCCACCCGACCGUGAGCGACAGGAGACGCAGCAAAGCUUCCAUUAACUCCCCGGGCAGCAAGAGUCUAAUAUCUCCUACAGGGACGGAGAUCUACCCCAGGAGCACCAUCUCCACCUAUAGCUUCAGGAAGACGUCGAGGUCCUUCAAAGACAGGAGAGACACGCUGGAGAAGAGCAGGAAACUUGAUCAGAUGACAGAGCUUCAGACGACGGUACUGAUCGAGUUCCCCCGCGGUGGGAUCCCAAAGGCGCCGUUCUCUCACAGCUGCUCCUUCGGGAACGGCGUAGAGGAGCUGAGUAAAAAACACUCUCAGAAUCCAGCAAGAGUUUGGCGGUCCUCUCAGCUGUUGAAGGAGGACAGUACUAAGGCUGUGUGUCCCAAUAACAACAGCACAGAGGAGCAUUAUCGGGAUGAGAGCGAUGUCCCUAAACUGAGUGAGGGCAAUAAAGUCGAUUAUAGAAGUUAUUUACCCAUAACUCUCUUGUCCAUACCACCUGUGUCUAGUGCCUGCCGCCUCAGUAUGGUCAGAGCUAAGGGUCGCAGCAACAGCCUCCCCAAUAUGACUCAGAGUAAUGGGGACAAGAAAGAAGACGGCGGCAAAUUCCCCAAAAAUGUUUUAUUGCAGUUGUUUUAUGGUAAAUUACUUUACAAUGGUCGUAAAAAUAAGAGUCAUUCUUCCCUUUAUCAAGACGAGAGACGACUGGGGAAUGUGUGAGGCUGAGAGAGAGAGAGAGAGAGAGAGAGAGAGAGAGAGAGAGAGAGAGAGAGAGAGAGAGAGAGAGAGAGAGAGAGACUUAUGUACUGCUGAGUCAUCAAAUGUUUACAUCAGGGUAUAACAAGUUUUCCGUUUAGUGACUUAAGGGUUUAUAGAGUAAAAUAUUGUCUUUAUAUAAGUAGGUAUUCAUAGACAUUUCAUCUUGAGAUUUUUUACUAAAGUGAUUUUUUAUUAAGGAAUGUAUUUUUUAUCAUACUGUACAAGGAGUAUAUUAGAAAGUAUUAUAACACUAGAAGGGAGAAAAUAAAAUAUAACUUUCAUAUCAUAGUAUCAUAGAGACAGAAUAUAUUGGGUAUAGCGUUAGUGUGUGUCAUUCCACUAGGUAUGGUUAAGUGACUCUGUAUAACUUUAUAAUGAGAUAUUUUCCACACGUUUGUAUUAUAGAGAGUUAUAGCCAAACACCGAUGACACAAGUGUGAAGCUCAAUUAUAGAAAGAAACAACAUAUUAGAAUUGGUUGUUUAUUAUCUAAGUCAAGCCCCCCCCCCCACUAGUAGAGAUAAGUGUUAUUUAAAACUAUACCCACUAGAGAUUAAUGUGUGUAUAUAUAUAUAUGUGAUAUUACGUCAGAUCUAUAAUGGUAGACAGAUGAAUAUUUAUGGACAGACAAUACGAUAGCCACAUUCAAUAUUAAAAUUAAGAAAGUUACCCCCCAACCCACC